Molecule: messenger RNA, 3821 nt
Organism: Epinephelus moara (kelp grouper)
Lineage: Eukaryota; Metazoa; Chordata; Actinopteri; Perciformes; Serranidae
Gene: gja5a
Product: gap junction protein, alpha 5a
Exons: 2
Coding region: 282-1430 (382 amino acids)
Biological process (GO): cell communication
Cellular component (GO): connexin complex
Source: RefSeq, a predicted model, not a curated record
AAGAAGAAGAAGAAGGUAGUCCCACCAUCGCACUGAGCCUGUGGUGGUCUGCUCACAUCUCACAUCGCAUCAUCACCUGCCAUUUGUCCACUGAGUUAAAGGAAGACUUGUCUCAUCAGGGGACAGAUAAGGAGCCUAUACUCGAUCCUUCCAGACGUCCUGUCCUACAGCAGAAAAGCAGUAACUUCAUCUUUCCACCUCUAGUGCACCCUCCAUCCGCCCUUCCUUUCCUCCCUCUCCACUCUUUGUUUCUCAGGUGUGUGUUUGUCCUGUGAGCAGUGAUGGGGGACUGGAGUCUCCUGGGAAAUUUCCUAGAGGAGGUCCAGGAACACUCCACCUCAGUCGGGAAGGUCUGGCUCACCGUCCUCUUCAUCUUCCGCAUCCUGGUGCUGGGCACAGCAGCCGAGUCCUCGUGGGGCGACGAGCAGAGCGACUUCCUGUGCGACACUCAGCAACCCGGUUGCACCAACGUUUGUUAUGAUAGCGCCUUCCCCAUCGCCCACAUCCGCUACUGGGUGCUGCAGAUCGUUUUUGUCUCCACGCCAUCCCUCAUCUACAUGGGUCACGCCAUGCACAUUGUGCGCAGGGAGGAGAAACUGCGCAAGAAGGAGCAGGAAGAGAGGGAGGAGAGAGGGGAAGGCGGAGGAGACCUGGAGGAGGAGAAGGAGUACCUCCAGCAGAAGGAGAGUGGAAAAACAAUGAUGUCUAAUGGGACUGGCCGUGUUCGCCUAAAAGGAGCUCUGCUGCAGACUUAUAUCCUGAGCAUCCUGAUCCGCACAGUGAUGGAGGUGACGUUUAUUGUGGUGCAGUACAUGAUCUAUGGGGUGUUCCUCAGGGCCUUGUACCUGUGCAAGGCCUGGCCCUGCCCCAACCCUGUCAACUGCUACAUGUCCCGGCCCACAGAGAAGAACGUCUUCAUCAUCUUCAUGCUGGUGGUGGCCGGUGUGUCUCUGCUGCUGUCUGUGUUGGAGCUCUACCACCUUGGCUGGAAGAGCGCCAGGAAGUGUCGCCAAAAGAUGAUGCAGAAAAGCAAACACAGAGCUGUGACGGUGGCCGUGUCCACAGACUUGGAGCCAAACAGCCCACCUCGGCCCUCGGCCUCCUGCACCCCACCUCCUGACUUCAGCCAGUGCCUGGCAGCCCCGAGCUCCAUGAACCCCAUGACCUCUAUGGCCUCUCAUCCCUUCAACAACAGGAUGGCGCUGCAGCAGAACUCGGUCAACUUGGCCACCGAGCGGCAUCACAGCUGCGACAACCUAGAGGACGAGGAAGACUUCCUGAGGAUGAGAUAUGACCAAGCGCCCACAGAGCUGCCCAACAGCUGCUCCCCAUCACCUCUGCUGCACUCCGGCUACAUGAAGGACAAACGCCGCCUGAGCAAGACCAGCGGGAGCAGCAGCCGGGCUCGCCAGGAUGACCUGGCAGUAUAGACUCACAACCAGAAAGAGUAGCUGGCGAGGGGAGACGAGGAGGAACUGAACCUUCAGGACCAACAGUAGGAACAGAAAGAUCAGUUUAGGAAGAAGUUGAAGUGGUCAGAAUGUGAGCCAAGAUAAUUAUGCAAACUCUGGCACUGAAGCUUGACACAUAACUACAGAGGAUGAACUAAAUGAGACACUGAGAUGUGUGAGUGGACCACGUAAGCUUGACAUACAUGAGCUCUGUGAGCAGAUAGUGUUUGUGAACCAGUCUGUCCGCCGAGCUCAAAAAACCAAACUGCAAAAGAAAAAUAAUUUUGAAAUGAGAACAGGGUAACAGGUGAGACACCUGGCUAUUGCACAUUUUAUGUUAGAGUUGAACCGUUAAAGCCAAAAACUAUUCAAUUAACUAGAUUAAUCAUAUGAUCAAGUUGUGACUACAGUAGAACCAACUGUUUUCUCUCUCCCGCUGCAAAAAAUGAGAUACAUUUAGAGAAAACAGGAACUUAAAGGUACAGUGAGUAGGAUUUAGUGGCAUCUAGUGGUGAGAACUGCAGAUUGCAGCCAGGUAAAACUUCUCCCAUGUGCCAAGCAUGAACUCCAAGUUAAGGACUUUGCACACUGAGUCCAUUUUUUUUAAUCCAAGACUUAGCGUUGUGUAAAUCACGUUUGCACACUGAGUCUGAAACUAUUGUCCGUCAUUAAAAUUUUCGGAUCAGGUUCGAUUUUCUGUAUUUUUCACAUCCAUCAGAAGCCUUUAGAGAUGUUUGACCAAGAAUCAGUGAAGAAAAUGUGGGGGCUGGAAGCAGACACGACAAGACAGAGAAACAGGGGGCGCACAGAUUCAUUUAAUAACUCAGACAGCUCACUUUCAACAGGUCAGAUAGUUAUAUUCAGGUGAAUGAUGAUGAGGAGGAGGAGGAUGUGGACCGCACACAGAAUGUGGGGGGCAGAGAGGGAGGACAGCUCUGCCCCUUCAUGUAGCUGCAAUACCUAAUGAAAGACAGGGAAGGUGUGGUGACAGCCAGAUAGGUAACUCCAGUGGAGAGAGGCAAAGGAGGAAAUGUUUUAAUUUUGUAACAUAUUGCAAAUUUUCACAACUAAUAGCAGGAUAAAACGCACCAUAAUCAGUGUGCAAGGUUUCUGUGCAUAAUGAUUUUAUUUUUUGGAUGAUGGAUUUAAAAAAACAGACUGAGUGUGCAAAGGCCUUUAGGAUUUCUUCAGUGUUAAUAUUUGGGAGGUUUUUACCAGGAGCCCAAUUAUCCGUAGAGGUCUCUUCCUGUCCAACAAACAGACCCGGCAAUUUAAAACGAUAAAUACACUGAAUAAAACACAUUAUAAAAUCUGUUUUCCGAUGCUGUUAAGCUCGUUGAAGAGAGGCUGCUUAUUAUGGUGGCUGACAUGAAAAUGCAAAUGGCCCUAUCUAGAGCCAGUGUUUGGUUUGUCCAUUCUGUGCUACUGUAGAAACAACAUGGCUGACUUCAUGGAAAAGGACUGGCUCUGUAUGUAGAUAUAAAUGGUUCAUUAUAAGGUAACGAAAACACAAUGAUUCUUAUUUUCAGGUGAUUAUACACUAAAGAAAACAUAAUCAUUAUAUUAUAUCUCAAGUCUGCCAAUUAAUCCCCCAUAAUCCUACACACUGGACCUUUAAUAUGCAAAAAACUGUGAAGCUUGCCGGUUUAUAAAUUGGAAGUUUUCAUGCAGUGCAUUUACAGUGAAUUUCGGUAAAGUGCCUUAACAACUGUGGAAGAUAUAUCUCUUUCCAUUUAAUAUGUUUUCUAUGUAUAUUUUUCCAAAAGCCAUGUCAGAGACUGUAAACCUAUAUAAAGCCAUCUGUUGACUUGCUUACCUGAUUGCACUACACCUGCAAGUCAACAAACAUAAAAUGUAACUCAAGAAUAAUCACUUCACAAUCACAUCUGAAUAAAAAGAAGUGUGAGUAAAACUGUAUUCAUUAGUUAUAUAUCUGACGGGAGUCUUUGUGUACAGAUCGAGAGAAUGUAGCUUGUUUUAGGAUUUUUCCCUUUGGAAGGGAUUCAAGGGAAAAGAGAAAAGAGGUCCUGCUUGGAUGCUGUUAUGAGGAGAUCCGGCCACUGGGUGGCAGCAUUGCACUUAAGUUUUUCAGUUUCUCUCCUGGAGCCUUGUGCAACAAAUUGUGAAUUUGUCCCUAUGCAAUGUAUGUUUCCGUUGAUGUCUUUGAAUGUAUUAUAUUUGAUUUUUUUGGUGUCUUGUUCUUACUAUAUGCAGGAUAAUUGUACAGGUUGUGUCAUCCUACAGACUUUCUCCUACAGCGAAUUUAAAACACAAAAAUCUUGUCUAUGUUUUUGGUUCUUUCACACAAACCUUUAUGCAAUAAAUGUCAUCACUAAUCCAUCACAAAUAAUAAACCAUCAUCUCUACAAU